AUCUAUCAUCUGUCGCCGUGACGUCCUAACGAGGUCACUCAAAACUGAAAAGAACUGGAGUUUAAAAAAUUAUUUUGGUGUGAAAUGCUUGCACACGCCUGUGCAUUUAUUUAGUCUCGUCUUUUACAGUAGAAAAGACAUGCUGAACAUUAGGAUAUAAGUCAAAACACUGAAAGUUGGCGACUAACAAAGAAGUAUUUUGGUUCUGAUCAGCGGGACAAACCUGCCUGGCGUAUCAGUAGAGGAGAAGCAACGGUAUAUUUGCAAGGGAAGUGGGAAAUACACCCAAGACGGAAAACAUCUGUGAUUCUGUGAGGACCCUGCCGGAUCGAAAGGUUAUUAAAAUGAUGAGACGGCGAGAAACGCUCCUUGUAUUUCUUUCCCUGCUUCGGGUGGCGGUGUUCGAGUGUCCAGAAGCGUGCAGCUGCACAGGGACCUCUGUGGACUGCAGCGGCCAGGAGCUGAAUGUCAGCACCAUUCCCAGGCGCUUUGGGAACACCAUCACCGAAAUCAGGCUGAGCAACAACAAACUCUCUGCCAUCCCCAACGGGCUCUUCGACACCAUGUAUCACCUGAGGUCUGUGGCUUUGGACAAUAACCCGUGGACAUGCGAUUGCAACAUUUUAUACCUGAGAUCUUGGCUUCUUAAACAAGAAGACCGAUCCCCGUAUAAGCACCUGUCGUGCUCCUCGCCCGCGGAGCUCCAGAGCAGGCGGAUACUGUAUCUAACCGAGGAUGAAGUGGUCGCUACGUGUGACGACUGGUACUGUCCCGUUGUCCUGAUCUGUCAGAUUGGACUGGUCGUCUUCAUCGCCAUCCAGGCUAUUCUUCUGAUAUUCGUUAUAAGGUUUUUGAGGAGAUUUGAGGCUCUUUCCGAAGAGGCCAUUCGGUCAUCAAAGUAAAUCCGUCUUCACUCGGACUACCAUCCACUAAAUAGCCAAUUGAAAAUCAUUUAUCCGAUCAGCACUCUUGACCGAACACCCGCGGUUUCCCUCAAUGAGUUCUUGUUAGUGCCGGAAAAAAAAAGCCCCUUGUUUUAAAUGCGCCGACGCUGGAAUUCUGCGUUGCUGUUCUUUAUACUUUAGACUUUAGAGAUUCAGCGCGGAAACAGGCCCUACCGCUCACGAGUCCGCACCGACUAACGACCACCCCCCGCACACUAGUUAUAUCCUACACACUAGAGGAACAAUUUACAAUUUUGCCCAAGCCAAUUAACCUGCAAACCUGCACGUCUUUGGCGUGUGGGAGAAAACCGUAGCACCCGGACAAACCCCACGCGGUCACAGGGGGAACGUACAGACAGCAUCGAUCUCUGGCGCAGCAACUAUCACGGUGCCAUUGUGCCGCCUUUCACCUCCUCCGAUCGCUUCAAAUUUUGUCAACUCCCUAAUCUCCUUCACUCCACAAUUGCAUCAUCCGUUUACUCCCCUGCAACAUAUUCUAUACAUUCUAUACCCAUAAUAUAAAUAUUUUAAACCCAUUACCAAUCUAUUGACUCUCCUGCGAUGAACACAUCCCCUAAAAUCUCCCGUGAAUUAAAAUGUAUUACUACAGUGCCACACCAUUGCCCAUUAGUCAUGUCUAUAGACGUUCUUAUAUACGUUUCCUCUUUCGUUGUGAUGUAUUGGGUUUCCUACUUUAAUACCAGCAGCAAACAUUGUCUUCUCUCAUCCAAACAAUUCGCUUCUGUGACGAAUAGUUAUUUAAUGCCCCUGUCCCACUUAGGAAACCUGAACAGAAACCUCUGGAUACCUUGCGCCCCACCCAAGGUUUCCGUGCGGUUCCCGGAGGUUUUUGUCAGUCUCCCUACCUGCUUCCACUAGCUGCAACCUCCGGCAACCACCUGCAACCUCCGUUAACUGCACGGAAACCAUGGGUGGGGCGCAAAGUCUCCAGAGGUUUCCGUUCAGGUUUCCUAAGUGUGACAGGGGCAUAACACGGUUCAAAUACAGACUAUUAAGAAAUAGCAUGAGUCUCAUCCUGCUUCUAUUGCCCACUAUCUUGAACCUUGACUCUCUUCUCGGUUGUUCGUAUGUUAAGGCUCGCUGAGAAUUAUGUGUGUCAUCCACGAGUAAAUAAUAGGGAACGACCAUAACUUCAUCCUCUAACUUGUUGGAUCAGGUACCCAAAGAUACCUGAACAACUUUAUGCAGUCCCACUGACAUGGCCCUGAGACAUCGCUGUAACCGAUUGCUUUUUUUUUUACACCACAACAAAAGUGAAACCUGGGAGGGAAAAUAAUUCCUAAUCUAUUCCCAUUGAAGGUUGGAAGUUAAAGUCAAAAGCACCCCAAUCUUCGACACCCAAUACAACAAGCAGACACAAGAAGCAUUCCGCUCAAGCAUUUACUUUCCUCAUUAUACAUUGUAUUUUAUUGUAUUGUAUUCAAAUUUAUUGACAUAUCUUCACCCGAGAGUAAAACUAUCAGUUGGCCAGUUCUUGCAGGCUGACAUUGCAGGGUUUGAUUUGCUGUAAGCAAUCCUGACAUCGCGAUAUGCUAUUUGAGUUACAGACAUCCAAUGUAGAAAAAUUGUACACGAUUUUGUUCAAGCAGACAUGUUAAAGUAAUAUUAAAUAAAAUAUUAAAUAUUUAAAUAUUAAUUAAAUAUUAAUAUUAAAUUAAACACUCUUCAAUCUGUGGAAACUACAAAUCAACAGAUCUGUACAUGUUACAACAAACCGAUGGCGUUUUUGUAUGAUUUGGAUUUGGAUUAAAUG
Messenger RNA from Leucoraja erinaceus (little skate), 2718 nucleotides. RefSeq names its product glycoprotein Ib platelet subunit beta (gene gp1bb). Bases 345 to 902 code for a protein of 185 amino acids. The transcript has 3 exons. The record is from RefSeq and is a predicted model, not a curated record. NCBI's taxonomy places the organism in Eukaryota, Metazoa, Chordata, Chondrichthyes, Rajiformes, Rajidae.